This is a messenger RNA of Effrenium voratum, 616 nucleotides long. Lineage: Eukaryota; Dinophyceae; Suessiales; Symbiodiniaceae. The record is from the annotation of a GenBank genome assembly.
GGGUGCUUCUGGUGGGCCUUUUGCAUGCUAGCAGAGCACCGCCCCCUGAAAGAUCCGUGAAGAAUGGGUUGCUGCGGGUCGGCCAAGCACAAAGAGGCUGAGGCUGACACAGCGGCACCAGGCACCGAAACGCUCAGUCCAGAGGACGAGGCUCUGAGGCAGAAGAAGCAGGCCAAGAAGAUGGUGAAGGUCUUUGUGAAGGAGAUGGUGCGGGGACGGAAGCUGGAAGCUGUGCUCAAGACGGGCAAGCGGAAGGCGUGUGCCUGCUCCGUGAGCCGCAGCCUGGACGCUUUGAAAGUGAAGCUGGCGGGCCACUCCCGGACCAUCGCGCUCGUGGACGUUGCCGAGAUCCAUGCAGGGACCGGCUUGAAGCGGGUGGACACGCCCCUCGACGAGCUUUGCGUCACACUGAUACUGGCGUCACAGGAUGCCAUCACCUUCCGCUUUGAGGAUGUGGAGGAGCGAGAUACCUUCGCCGCCUGUUUGAUGAUGUUCAUCCAGCGCGCCCAGGGCGCGGAGCUGGAGGAUCAAGGCGAAGGCAUGCUGACAGAGGCCGAGGUCGCAGAAGCGGCCGGGGAGGAGGAGCAUGCAGAAAUGAGCAGUGUGUGACCACGGA